Messenger RNA from Propithecus coquereli (Coquerel's sifaka), 1971 nucleotides. Its product is annotated as keratin, type II cytoskeletal 2 oral. Gene Ontology annotation, cellular component: keratin filament. Gene Ontology annotation, molecular function: structural constituent of skin epidermis. Gene Ontology annotation, biological process: keratinization; intermediate filament organization. Bases 1 to 1971 code for a protein of 656 amino acids. The record is from RefSeq and is a predicted model, not a curated record. The transcript is spliced from 9 exons. NCBI's taxonomy places the organism in Eukaryota, Metazoa, Chordata, Mammalia, Primates, Indriidae.
AUGAACAGACAAGUCUCCAAGAAAUCCUUCAGCAGCGGGAGCCAGGGCUUCUCCGGCCGCUCCGCUGUGGUCUCCGGCAGCAGCAGGAUGAGCUGUGUGGCCCGCUCUGGGGGAGCCAGCGGAGGGGCCUGUGGAUUCCGGAGUGGAGCAGGUGGCUUUGGUAGUCACAGCCUCUACAACCUGGGAGGCAACAAGAGCAUCUCCAUCAGUGUGGCAGGUGGUGGCUCCCGGGCUGGUGGCUUUGGUGGAGGACGUAGCAGCUGUGGCUUUGGGGGCAGUUAUGGAAGUGGCUUUGGGGGAGGUUAUGGAGGUGGCUUUGGUGGUGGCAUUGGUGGUGGCUUUGGUGGUGGCUUUGGUGGUGGCAGAGGAGUAGGUGGUGGCUUUGGAGGGGUUGGUGGCUUUGGAGGAGCUGGUGGCUUUGGAGGAGCUGGUGGUUUUGGUGGUCCUGGUGGCUUUGGUGGUCCUGGUGGCUUCCCUGGGGGGAUCCAGGAAGUGACUGUCAACCAGAGCCUCCUGCAGCCCCUCAAUGUGGAGAUCGACCCCCAGAUUGGACAAGUAAAGGCCCAGGAGCGGGAGCAGAUCAAGACCCUCAACAACAAGUUUGCCUCCUUCAUCGACAAGGUGCGGUUCCUGGAACAGCAGAACAAGGUCCUGGAGACCAAGUGGGAACUGCUCCAGCAGCAGACCACAGGCUCCGGCUCAGGCCCCAGCAGCCUGGAGCCUUUCUUUGAAUCCUACAUCAGCUUCCUGAGCAAGCAGCUGGAUUCGCUUCUAGGGGAGAGGGGGAACCUGGAGGGAGAGCUGAAGAACAUGCAGGACCUGGUGGAAGACUUCAAAAAGAAGUAUGAAGAUGAGAUCAACAGACGCACCACAGCAGAAAAUGAGUUUGUGGGGCUCAAGAAGGACGUGGACGCAGCUUACAUGAACAAGGUGGAGCUGCAGGCCAAAGUGGACAGCCUGAUGGAUGAAGUCAACUUCCUGAGGACCCUCUAUGACAUGGAGCUAUCCCAGAUGCAGAGCCACGUCAGUGACACGUCUGUCAUCCUGUCCAUGGACAACAACCGCUGCCUGGACCUGGACAGCAUCAUCACUGAGGUCCGUGCCCAGUAUGAGGACAUCGCCCAGAGGAGCAAGGCUGAAGCCGAGGCGCUGUACCAGACCAAGCUCGGGGAGCUGCAGACCACGGCCGGCAGACACGGGGAUGACCUGAGGAGCACCAAGAGUGAGAUCGCCGAGCUCAACAGGAUGAUCCAGAGGCUGCGGGCUGAGAUCGAGAGUGUCAAGAAGCAGAAUGCCAACUUGCAGACAGCCAUUGCGGAAGCUGAGCAGCGUGGGGAGAUGGCCCUCAAGGACGCCAAUGCCAAGCUCCAAGAGCUGCAGACUGCCCUACAAAAGGCCAAGGAUGACCUGGCUCGGCUGCUGCGUGACUACCAGGAACUGAUGAACGUCAAGCUGGCCCUGGAUGUGGAGAUCGCCACCUACCGCAAGCUGCUGGAGGGCGAGGAGUGCAGGAUGUCUGGAGAGUGUCAGAGUGCUGUGAGCAUUUCAGUGGUCAGCAACGUCACCAGUACAAGCAGCAGCGCUGGUGGUAGCCGCGGAGGCUUUGGAGGGGUCAGCGGCAGCAGCAGCGGUGGCUACAGAGGCGGCAGCGGCAGCAGCAGAGGCAGCAGCAGCUAUGGAGGGGUCAGUGGCGGCAGCAGCAGCUAUGGAGGGGUCAGCGGUGGCAGCAGCAGCGGCUACGGAGGGGUCAGCAGUGGCAGCAGUGGGAGCAGGGGCAGCAGCGGGGGUUACCAGAGUGGCAGCAGUGGGAGCAGGCUUGGCGGUGCCGGCAGCAGCUCCGUGAGCCAGAGUGGAAUGGGCUCCAGCUCGGGCGGCAUCCAGACCUCUGGAGGCUACAAGUCUGGCAGUGGAGGCAGCACCAGUGUCCGCUUCUCCCAGACCACCAGCUCCAGUCAGUACAGUUCCAAGUGA